GGGGUUUGCCGUAGUAAGCUUGUGACUUCUGACAUUCUUCUGUCUCGUGUUUCGCUCGUGGCAGUGACCCUCGUGAAUACCCCGAUCUAUCCCUCAUCUUCCCCAUUCUUUCUUUGUCCACUUUGCUAUUCGACGUGUUCAUCAGUGUCGCUCGCCAAGAUGUCAAAGUCCUUCUCCACGGCCGAUGUGGCCGCUCACAAUAAGCCAAAUGAUCUGUACAUCAUCGUCGACCAAGAUGUGUACGAUCUGACUGCAUUCGCGGACGAGCAUCCUGGCGGCAAGAAGAUCCUGCAACGAGUCGCAGGCAAAGACGCCAGCAAGCAGUUCUGGAAGUACCACAAUGAGAGCAUUCUCAAGAAGUACCAACCAAAACUGCAAGUCGGCUCCCUCGACAGCAAGCCAAAGCCUGAGCCCAAGCAAGCACCAACUCCUCCUCCAUCACCUCCGGCGAAGAAAGAGGCAGUUGUGCCAAAAGCAGAGUCCGGCACAAUCUCCAUCGCUCCAGGCCCAGCAGCAGAAGAGGAGGCAGAGGCACUCGACUCCUUCGGCGACCUCGUACCUUACGCAGACCCGAACUGGUACCAAAGCUACCACUCUCCAUACUUCAACCAGACACACGCCGACCUCCGAGCUGAAAUCCGACAAUGGGUAGAAGACGAGAUCAUGCCAAACGUGACAGAGUGGGAUGAGGCGAAGAAGGUGCCAGAUGAGAUCUACAAGCAGAUGGGUACACGAGGUUACCUCGCAGGUACAUUGGGACUGCACAACUUCCCAAGCCACAUCUCGCCAUACAAGGUCAAGUCUGUGCCUCCGGAGAAGUGGGAUCUGUUCCACGAGAUGCUUCUCACUGACGAGCUUUCGCGAACUGGCUCGGGUGGUUUUGUCUGGAAUGUCCUUGGUGGAUUCGGUAUUGGAUGUCCGCCGGUCGUGAAGGCUGGUAAGAAGGAGCUCGUCGAGCGCAUCUUGCCUGGUAUUCUUGCUGGUGACAAGCGUAUCUGUCUUGCGAUCACUGAGCCUGAUGCUGGAUCUGAUGUGGCCAACUUGACUUGCGAGGCCAAGCUGAGCGAGGAUGGCAAGCACUACAUCGUCAACGGCGAGAAGAAAUGGAUCACAAACGGUAUCUGGUGCGACUACUUCACCACUGCCGUCCGCACAGGCGGCGAGGGCAUGAACGGUGUCUCCGUCCUGCUCAUCGAGCGCGAGUUCGAGGGUGUCAGCACCCGCCGCAUGGACUGCCAAGGUGUCUGGAGUUCCGGAACCACAUACAUCACAUUCGAAGAUGUCAAGGUCCCAGUCGAGAACUUGAUCGGCAAGGAGAACCAAGGUUUCAAGGUCAUCAUGACCAACUUCAACCACGAGCGUAUCGGCAUCAUCAUCCAAUGCUUGCGAUUCAGCCGUGUCUGCUACGAGGAGAGCAUGAAGUACGCUCACAAGCGUAAGACCUUUGGCAAGAAACUCAUCGACCACCCUGUCAUCCGACUGAAGCUCGCACAUAUGGCUCGCCAGAUCGAGGCCUCAUACAGCUGGCUCGAGAACAUGAUCUACCAAUGCCAGAAGAUGAACGAGACCGAAGCCAUGCUGAAGCUCGGAGGCGCCAUCGCCGGUCUCAAAGCCCAAGCCACCACCACAUUCGAAUUCUGCGCGCGUGAAGCUUCCCAGAUCUUCGGUGGUCUAUCUUACAGCCGAGGCGGUCAAGGUGCAAAGGUCGAGAGACUGUACCGUGAUGUGCGUGCAUAUGCCAUUCCAGGUGGUAGCGAGGAGAUCAUGUUGGAUCUUAGCAUUCGACAGGCGUUGCGUGUGCACCAAGUGCUCGGCAUGAAGCUAUAG
Molecule: messenger RNA, 1827 nt
Organism: Cercospora beticola
Lineage: Eukaryota; Fungi; Ascomycota; Dothideomycetes; Mycosphaerellales; Mycosphaerellaceae
Product: acyl-CoA dehydrogenase family protein
Biological process (GO): fatty acid beta-oxidation using acyl-CoA dehydrogenase
Cellular component (GO): cytoplasm
Molecular function (GO): acyl-CoA dehydrogenase activity; flavin adenine dinucleotide binding
Source: RefSeq, a predicted model, not a curated record